AUCUUGAGAUGCAGUUGACAACAACAACCAAAUUUUAAAGAAUCUCAAUUAUACUAUUUAUUUACUCCAAAAAUAUUAAUUCAGAUCACACUGGGUGACCAUAUAAUAAACACCCAACAACUAAACAAUCAUGCAACUCCAAAAAAAAAAAAAAUAAUAAUUAAAAAUGGCAACAGGGAAUGCAUAUCUAGGUUCAAUGAAGCAAAGUUUUAAUGAAUCAAGCAAAGAAAAAUUGUUACUGCCAAGGAAAGGCUACUCUGACUUGGGGGUAGGUGGUGGUGGUUGUUUUAAUGGAAGUGACAACUUUCUGGAAAGGUUUCGUUAUGGAGUUUAUGAGUACUGGAACAGUGUUAAAGAAGCUGCAAUUAAAGCAGUUCAAAUGGGUCGUAAUGAUCCAAGGAAGAUUAUUUUUUCUGCUAAAGUGGGGUUUGCUCUUGCUCUUGUUUCCAUUCUGAUUUUUUUUAAGGAACCGAUACCGUAUAUUGGGAAACACUCCAUUUGGGCCAUUCUUACUGUUGUCGUCGUCUUUGAAUUCAGUAUAGGUGCGACGCUUAACAAAGGAUUUAAUAGGGCUUUGGGGACAUUUUCUGCUGGAGGAUUAGCUUUGGGGAUUGCUGAACUUUCUCUUAUGGCUGGACGAUAUCAAGAGAUUGUGAUUGUGAUCAGUGUAUUUAUUGCAGGAUUUUGCGCGACUUAUAUGAAACUGUAUCCUCCACUGAAGGACUAUGAAUAUGGAUUCCGGGUCUUCUUAUUGACAUAUUGUAUAGUGCUGGUAUCCGGGACUUCGGAUUUUGUUCAGACAGCUGUUUCUCGCUUGUUGCUAAUUGGGGUUGGAGCUGGUGUUUGUUUGGUUAUAAAUGUCUGUCUCUACCCCAUUUGGGCUGGUGAAGAUUUGCACAAGUUGGUUGUGAAAAACUUUAAGGGUGUCGCUACUUCUUUGGAAGGUUGUGUCAAUGAUUAUGUGCAAUGUCUUGAAUACGAUAGGAUACCAUCAAAAAUUCUUCUUUACCAGGUAUCUGAUGAUCCUAUCUACAGUGGUUACAGAGCUGCUUUACAGUCCACCAGCCAAGAAGAUUCCCUGUUAGCUUUUGCUGUGUGGGAACCCCCUCAUGGACGUUACAGAAUGCUCCAUUAUCCUUGGGCUGAAUAUGUUAAAGUCAGCGGUGCACUACGGCACUGUGCUUCCAUGAUCAUGGCAAUGCAUGGAUGUAUUCUUUCGGAAAUACAGGCAGCAUCUGAAUUGAGGCGAACUUUUAUGAAGGAGAUUCAGAGAGUUGGGACUGAAGGAGCUAAAGUGAUACGGCUGCUUGGGGAGAAAGUAGAAAAGAUGGAGAAGCUAAGCCCCGGAGAUCCUCUCAAUGAAGUUCAUGAGGCUGCUGAGGAUCUCCAAUUGUUGAUUGACCAAAAAUCUUAUCUUUUGGUUAAUGCAGAGAAUUGGGAAAGUUCAAAAAGACCUAAGAAGUUUGAAGAUCCUGAACGCCUUCAAGAACUGAAGGACAGUGAACCUAAACCCAUGGUAAUUAACUCCCUUAGUGAAGCAACUCUCCAUCUAAGGUCUGCUCACACAUUGAAACGCGUGGAUACUCUUAAUCGAAAUGUAAGUGUCAACUUUUCUGCUUCACAAUGGGGUUCCUCAGCAGAUGUGUUUGCGCAGCAGACAAUGUGGCCUUCACGGCUUUCACUUGUUGGAGAUGUGAUCUUAAACGAGCGUGAAGUACGUACUUUUGAAAGUGCCAGUACAUUGUCACUGGCAACAUUUACUUCCCUGUUGAUUGAGUUUGUCGCAAGACUUCAGAAUCUUGUAACUGCAUUUCAAGAGCUCAGUGAAAAGGCAAAAUUUAAGGAGUCUGUAGAUGCAGCUGAAUCAAAAUAGGCAGCUACUCUUUGAGAUAAGUUAUGUAACCGUUCCUGCUUUUAGGAUUCAGGGCACCUUCUUUCUGCUGUUGCCAGUCACAAAGAUGUUAUCGAUCGGAAACUUACAUGUUAGAUUUUGGCUUGGAAAGAAAACUAUUCUUUUGAAGAUGUCUUGAGAUGAUUAUGUUAUGUGUACUAUACCAAGAAUCGUAGAAAAAUCGAGAAAAGGUUUCUGUUCUGCAGCAUGUUUUCAGAGCCUGUAUGAGCUGUGAAUCCAAGAGAUAAAAGAUCAUCUUUGACCCAAGAUGUGUGUUAGUUCAUGAAGAAGAGGACAUGUAUUUUUAUGUACAUUAAUAUUUGUACUUGUUUCUGAUGAAUCUAUAAAGCAUUCAAGAUUUUUAAAGAUCAUUAGCUGGAUAAUAUGGUCUUAUUAUGCA
This is a messenger RNA of Capsicum annuum, 2291 nucleotides long. Its product is annotated as aluminum-activated malate transporter 4. Lineage: Eukaryota; Viridiplantae; Streptophyta; Magnoliopsida; Solanales; Solanaceae. Gene Ontology annotation, cellular component: plant-type vacuole membrane. The transcript is spliced from 6 exons. Gene Ontology annotation, biological process: malate transport. The record is from RefSeq and is a predicted model, not a curated record. The coding region runs from base 167 to 1873 and encodes 568 amino acids.